AUGAACGAUCGUCGGGAAACGGAAAAGAGAAAAUGCCAUCUCACUCCCUCCAUGUUAGAGGAAGAUUCCUCUCGAGUGAAGAGACUGACUCCCGUGGAUCGAAAACUACUUCGGAGCAGAAAAAUAAGAAACGAUAUUUUAAGAAAACGUAUAGGAAGGAAGAGAACUGGAAAACACGGAACAUCUGGGAAGAGAUUGAAGGCAAGAAAGGUUGGAAGAAGACGAUCAAAAUCAAAGAGGAUGAGAGGGAGUAAAGAAAGAGGAAGUUCUAUGAGGAGAAAGGGACGAAGCGGAAGAAGUUCUCGAAGAAGGGGUAGUCGCGGCAGAAAGAAAAUAGGGAGUCUGUAG
Messenger RNA from Centruroides sculpturatus (bark scorpion), 348 nucleotides. RefSeq lists its product as uncharacterized. The record is from RefSeq and is a predicted model, not a curated record. Lineage: Eukaryota; Metazoa; Arthropoda; Arachnida; Scorpiones; Buthidae. Bases 1 to 348 code for a protein of 115 amino acids. The transcript has a single exon.